Molecule: messenger RNA, 2417 nt
Organism: Podarcis muralis (Common wall lizard)
Lineage: Eukaryota; Metazoa; Chordata; Lepidosauria; Squamata; Lacertidae
Gene: HOXA6
Product: homeobox A6
Biological process (GO): anterior/posterior pattern specification; regulation of transcription by RNA polymerase II
Cellular component (GO): nucleus
Molecular function (GO): DNA-binding transcription factor activity, RNA polymerase II-specific; RNA polymerase II cis-regulatory region sequence-specific DNA binding
Source: RefSeq, a predicted model, not a curated record
ACUUUGCUGGUUCGGUGGCGGCGGGUCCCAGGGGAGAAGGGCCCUCCGCCGCUCUCUCAUUGGUCGCCGAGCCAUCAGCUGGUGCUAUUUGCUGCUGUCGCUUUUGGCGCUCGGCCAUCCAGAAACAAACCACUUCGAUGACUACUAAUAGUUAUAGCCAGAUGUACUAAUACACAACAAAUCACGGUCCGGGAUCUGGGGAGCGUCAAUGAGUUCCUAUUUUGUGAAUCCCACUUUCCCGGGGAGCCUGCCUAAUGGGCAGGAGUCCUUCCUCGGGCAGAUCCCCAUCUACCCAGCUGGGUACGAGGCUCUGAGGCACUUCCCAGCCUCUUAUGGAGCCGGCAGCCUGCAGGACAAGACCUACUCCUCACCUUGCUUCUAUCAACAGUCCACCAACACGGUCAUCGCCUGCAACCGGGCAUCCUAUGACUAUGGAGCCUCCUGCUUCUAUCCAGACAAGGACUUGGGCGGCGCCUCCUCGCCCUCCGGCAGUGGCAAGCAAAGGGCCAGCCACCCUGGGGACUAUCUGCCCUGCUUUGCUUCUGACCAGCAGUACAAGCCCGAGAGCGGGCCGGCCAAAAUCCUAAACGAGGAAGGAAGCGACCGGAAGUACAGCAGUCCUGUUUAUCCUUGGAUGCAAAGGAUGAACUCGUGCGCUGGUGCAGUAUACGGAACGCACGGCAGACGGGGCAGGCAGACCUACACCAGAUACCAGACCUUAGAGUUAGAGAAGGAAUUUCACUAUAACAGAUAUUUAACCAGGAGGCGACGGAUUGAGAUAGCGAACGCUCUCUGCCUCACUGAGCGGCAGAUUAAAAUCUGGUUUCAGAACAGGAGGAUGAAAUGGAAAAAAGAAAGCAAACUCAUCAAUUCCACCCAGCCGGGAGAAGAAACAGAGGAAAAGUCAGGGGAGUAAAACAAUGCUUACAACGAGGCGGGGGUGUGUGUACGGAGUUGCCACCAUACCCUCUCUUUAGUUGCUCUUUACAUCUCCCUUUACCCCUCCCCUCUUAUGUUCCUCCAGGAAUAUAUAUAUAUAUAGAUAGAUAUAAUUCGUAUUGUAAUGGUUCUGACGACUUUCAAAGGCUUGAUUAAAAUAUAUACUUAUUUAUAUAUAUAUCUAUAUAUAUUUGCAAUUAACUGUGAAUUUCUGGAUCGGUAGGAUAAAUGGACAUGGAAGGGAGUGAUGUACAUAGUCAGGUCUCCAAAGUGUAGGUUAGGAUACGCUUCAGAUGGUAUCAAGAUUCUUUAAAAAAAAAAAUCACACCAAACAAACUUUGAAGUGGAGCAUCGGUGUUAAUAUGAAAGACUGGAAAUUGGUGGAAUGGCUUCCAGGGACAAAAAAAGGGGGGGCGGCGGUCGCUUGCUCAGAGGGAAACCUCCAUAUUCUAGGACGGCCAGAGAUGUACAGGCGUCUUAUUUAUGUCUUUGCUGCUAACUCGGGAUAGAUUGGUGCCAUUGUUCGUCUCCUUUUCACCUCAGACCUGAGCCCAUUCAUUCGGAUUUUUUUUAAAAAAAUACAAAACAAAAAAUAAAAAGACUCUAUGAUUAAAGUUGCCACCAUGGCGACUUUAUGGCACCGAAAUAUUACAGUACAGAUUAGGAAAAGCGUGUUUCCUUGUACAUAUGAUUGAAAUAUUUAGUUAGGAUCCCACCCCACCAAAAAGAAAAAAGAGGGAAAUGGGGAAAUUUCAAUAAUGAGAUUAAGCGUUUUUCUGUUGUGGUUGUUUUUUUUAAGUACAGCCUUGAAGUGUUGAUGAACCGCUAUGGAUGUUUCAAAAUGGCCACAUAUUUGCGUACUGUUUUGUUUAAUUAGCAAAAGCCUGCAUUAAAAAAAAACACCCACAAAGCUCAAAAUACUGUAAUUAAAAGCACAACAAGUGAAGGGAGAAGUAUCUCCAGGCAGGCAGAGAUGGGUAGAGUUCGAAUUAGAGGAGUGUGUGUGUGUGUGUGUGUGUGUGUGUGUGUGUACACACACAUGUAUAUGCACGCUCACAAACACAACUUGACUAUCGAGGGUAACUUUGAUUUCUGAGUACUGUUGAAGGAGUAGGCAAAAUACUGAAUCGUGGCUGUUUCCCCAACCUCCCCUCCUUCACAUUUGGUUAAAUUUCUAAACAACGACAGUAAAUUAUGAUGGUGAUGGAAGCAAAGUCGAAAUGUAGCUACUAUUCUAUGCUUUCAUUGAGAAUGUGUGGAAGAAGGAUCCGGCGCAAGCACGGUUUGCUUUAAAUAACAGUGACAGUGAAAAUGUGUCUUUAUAUAUGCGAUUAAGUGUGUUUGGCGUCCUCUGUGUAUAUGUGGAAAUGCAAAGGUCUUUUUCGAUACUAUGAAAAUUGUACUUUUUGGGCAAUGACUCUGAAUACUAAUAAAAGUGAAAUGGUGAAAACCUACCCCUCAAAAGAUCACCAACCUUA